AAACUGCCUGUAAGGGAAAUUCAUUUCGUUGUCUCAAAUUGAGACAAUGACAAUAAAUUUGAAUACAAAACCCACACUAAUCAAAAAUCUAUCUAUCUAUGCCUUAAAAAUAUCCACUGACUUGACCACCACAGCCUUCUGUUGCAAAGAAUUCAACAGAUUCACCACCCUCUGACGAAAUAAAUUUCUCCCCAUCUCCUUCCUAAAAGAUCGUCCUUUAAUUCUGAGGCUGUGACCUCUCGUCCUGGGCUCUCCCACACCCACUCCAUCAUCAUAACUGGAUACAAAUCCUGAAAUUCCAGAAUGAACCUCGUUGCGGGUUCCCAAGCACGAUUGCAAUAUUGCAAUUGGUUUAAUUUCUUCGAGUUGUUUGACCAGUUUUUACAAAAUGUUAAAUGGUCAGCUCGACAUAGACUACAAGACCCACACCAAACCCAAACCAAUUAGGAGCAGACGAGGGCAUUCGAUCCAAUUUGUGAUCCCAGCUACAAAGACAGAUGUCUACAGCAAUUCGUUCUUCCCCCGCACAAUUAAAGCAUGGAAUAAUCUCCACCCAACUAUAGUUACCCAACCAGAUGCAACUAAAUUUAAAGUAGCUCUUUCUUCCCAAUAACCCUUUCUGGCUUAAGCCCACCCUUCACCACCUCCACAGUUUAAAUUCCAAUUGGAAUAUUUUGGAGGACCAAGAAACCAAGAACCAAGAGUUCUUCUUCCUCGUGUCCCGCCAUCUUCUCCGUCACGUCUGUUCCGGUCGGUCAGUGACGGUUGACGGUCAGUGGUUGAAGAAUUGGCUACUUCAGUCAGUCACUGUGGUACAGUUUCUGUCAUCAGCAUUGCCUGGGAUGCGCCACCUGGAGGCUUCUGCAUGCAUCCCUUUCUUCGAGUACAAUGGUUUAAUGGUAUACAAACAGUUUAAUGGCUAAAUAUACAAAUGGUUUCAUUUCUUCAAUUACAGCGCGCAGUUUUGCUCUGCUCACCGCACGAACGACACAGGAAAGGGGAAAUUUUAAAUAAAUUUAAACCCCGCAAAAAUGUGUCAAAUCUGAAACUAAAACAAAAAUGACAGAAACACUCACCAGAUAGCAACUAUGGCAGAGAAACAAAGACGGCAUUUUAGGUCAAAGUAUUUUCAUUAAAAUAACGAGCAGAGAGCAGGGGAUCGGGGAGUCAAGAGUCAAGAGUAUUUCAUUGUCAUAUGUCCCAGAUAGAACUAUGAAAUUCUUACUAGCAGCAGCACAACAGAAUAGAAAUGGGACAAAAGUAAUAUCUGAUAGCGGGAAUCCAGAAACGCUGAGGUGAUUCCACAGUUUACGGAGCUGGCCAGUUGAUAGAGUCAAGUCAAGUCAAGUCAAGUCAAUUUUAUUUCUAUAGCGCAUUGAAAAACAACUCUCGUCGACCAAAGUGCCUUACAUCAGUGCAGGUACAAACUUGCUACAUAGAUCUAACAAUACAUACAUAAAUACAUACAUACAGUGUAGGGAAAAGGACAAAAAAACAACAAACACAGGGGGAAAGCCAAAGCUGAUGGGAUUCGAAACCAAAAGGAGAUUGGUGGAAACUCCCAGAAGAUCGGGCGAUAUCUGCAGAGAUGUAUUGUCACAGAUAGGUGACCUUAUCUUCCGUCUGGGCAUUUCUGUGGACUUUGUGACUCAAUAAUAAAUGGAACAAACAUAUAAUUUUCGUUUCAUGUUUGUAUCAGAAAUGGCCAUUUUGGUUAUGAUAUUGUGCUCUGUACAUGGACCAUAGAUAUCUCCUGACACCCGUAUUAAUCAAGAAUCUCAGCGGGACAGGCAGCAUCUCUGGAGAGAAGGGGAGAAACAUCCAGAGAUGCUGCCUGUCCCACUGAGUUACUCCAGCAUUUUGUGUCUACCUUCAAUUUAAACCAGCAUCUGCAGUUCUUUCCUGCACUAAUCCUGCACUACCUAUCUCUGCCUUAAAAAUAUCCAUUGACUUAGCCUCCAUAACCUUCCGUGGCAAAGAAUUCCACAGAUUUACCUCCGACUAAAGAAAUUCCACCCUGCAUCUCCUUCCUAAAGAAACGUCCUUUAAUUCUGAGGCUGUGGCCUCUAGUCCUAGACUCUCCAACCAGUGGAAACAUCAUAAUCAUACAAGGUUAAUUCCCGGGAUGGCGGGACUGUCAUAUGCUGAGAGAAUGGAGUAGCUGGGCUUGUACACUCUGGAGUUUAGAAGGAUGAGAGGGUAUCUCAUUGAAACAUGUAAGAUUGUUAAGGGCUUGGACACGCUAGAGGCAGGAAACAUGUUCCCGAUGUUGGGGGAGUCCAGAACCAGGGGCCACAGUUUCAGAAUAAGGAGUAAGCCUUGCUAAUGGAAGAAAUGCAGCCGCCAUCGUUAAAAUUUGCAUUUUAUGCAUGUUAACAAACAGUGGCGAACUGGGUCUAAAAAUAUUGGUUGCCAGGAGACAAAGGGGGCCCACUUCAUCAGGGGCCCAUUUGAUAUAGGGGGCCCACUUCAUCAGAGGUCCACUUGCCAUCGGGCAAGCUGACACCCUGGCCAGUCCACCACUGUUAACAAGAACCAAAUGUAACAUCUAAAAAGAAACAUGUUUCCCCUGCAGCAAAUAGUUAAAAUGUGGAAUGCAUUGUCCAGGCUUAGUGGAGAAUGAUGAAAUACUCAGUUAUUUAAAACCAUCCUAUCGAAUUGCACACACUACUGUAAUUUUUUUUUUUUAAACUAUGAUAAAAAGGACUUACUCUGUUUCUAGUAACUAGGACAGAUAUAUCACAUCCAGAAUUUCCUUUACAUCAGAGAUAUUUAUGAAUCAAUGCUCAAUACAAACAGUGAGGGUACAAAAUAAGCAUGAAGAAGCCUUCUACAGCCCAUUACUUUGACAGAUUAUCUUUCCAAUGAUAGACUACUUAAUUAAUCUCCCUGAAAGAAAGUUUCACCUAAACCUGCUGAUUUGUUCCAUCUGCAAAGUAAACCCGUAGAUUAUUUGCUUAAUUUCCCCGUCACAGGUACAAGAUUCACUUCGACCGACACAAAACGCUGGAGUGACUCAGCGGGACAGGCAGCAUCACCGGAGAGAAGGAAUGGGUGACGUUUCUAAAACCUCUUGACAUCCCUGUCUAUAUCUCUCAUUUCCCUCUCCCAUGACUCUCAGACUGAAGAAGUGUCCCAACUUGAAACGUCACCCAUACCACGAACGCAAGCACAACGCAAGUCUUUGCCUGCAGACUGUAAAAGCAUUCGGAUUGGAAAGGAGAAGCAGCAAUAAUGUGGCACGUGGUAUGCAGAUACCAGCUGACAGGAAAUGGUACUUGUGUUUCGGAUGGACUAUUGCAACAGUUCCGUCAUAAAGGGAACUUUGUGAUGAAGAUGAACACAGAGCAAGAAACGUCUGGCCACGACACACAACAUCGAGUCUUGAUCUACUCAGCCUGUGUCUUAACCUCGGCAGCUCUGAUGUCGACUUACGUGGCAGUGGUAGCUUUACACCACGUCCUUGCACUGAAAGGAGACAUCUCGUCGAUGAGAGAGGAACUAGAUACGUACAGACUCCACCUCGAUCGCCUGGAAGCCCUGGCAAGAUUAAAUAAGGGCCAGGCAGCCAACUGGAGCAGUUCGGCCCGCCAGGUUAGUAAACGUUUCAAGAAGCGACCCUCCCCUGAGGAUAAAUCAAAAGACAGAAUGAAAUUUCGGAUAAACAGAUCGAUCUCUGAAGGCGUGCAACAGGCCUGCGUGCAACUGAUUGCCUCCAAUGUCCAAAGACGGGUCGCCAGGCCAAGUAACUGUCACAAAUGUGUACCAGGAAGACCACAACAAUCGUGCCGAGUUGAAAGAAGAACUGAUACAAGUCAGAACCAAAUGGAGACGACUACUGUCCCCUGGAUCCUGAGUUUGAAAAAGGGAAGUGCCCUGGACAAGAAGGGUAACAAGAUCCUGGUGGUAGAAUCCGGUUACUUUCUGGUAUACAGCCAAGUGUGGUACAAAGAUAAUACAUUUACCAUGGGGCAUUUCAUCAAAAGAAAUAAGGCCAGCAUUGUUGGUAAUGAGGCGCCCAAUGUGAUUCUGUUCCGGUGCAUACAGAACAUGUCUGCUUGCUGCCCAAAUAAUUCUUGUUUCACUGCUGGCAUUGCACAGCUCGAAGUGGGAGAUGAGCUUGAACUUGUGAUACCACGUAUACAAGCACAAAUCGCAUUAAACGGAGAUGGGACAUUCUUCGGAGCAAUAAAACUGCUGUAAACGUUGGCCAAAGUUUUACAAGCAAAUUGCCUCCCUAUUUGUACAGGAAAAAAAUCCCAUUCUUCCUUGAUUUACUGUGUUGAUGAAAAAUGCCUGAUUUAAAAAAUAUAUAUAUAUAUCUUACCGAAAGGGGAAAUGUUUUUCUCAUGCAGCAGGAAAAUAGAAGGAGCAGCUAGCACACGUUUCUGCCAGGUUGAAGCAAAUCUGUGAACCGACCUGGAUGGAGUCAUCGUGCAAAACCUUGUUCUUGCUUUGGAAUUGGAGGAAAUUGAAGAUGCAUGAAAUACAGAGUAAACCAAAAUCAGUUUAGUUUAUCAGUUCAGUUUUCAGUUUAGUUUAAUGAAGCAUGCACCGAUGUACAUUGAAAUGCUUUUGGAACUCAGCGGGACAGGCAGCAUCUCUGGAGAGAAGGAGUGGGCGAUGUUUCAGGUCGAGACCCUUCUUCAGACUGAUCUUUUCUUCACAGAGGGGGGACAGAGGACGUUGCUGAACUCUCGGCGGAGAGAGGAGGAGAACUUCUUCAAAGAAGACAAUCCUUGAGAUUUGGCAGUGGAGCGGACAAAAUGUGUAGGAAAGAACUGCAGAUGCUGGUUUCAAUGGAAGGUAGACACAAAAUGCUGGAGUAACUCAGUGGGACAGGCAGCACCUCUGGAGAGAAGGAAUGGGUGACGUUUCGGGUCUGAAGAAGGGUCUCGACCCGAAACGUCACCCGUUCCUUCUCUCCAGAGAUGCUGCCUGUCCCGCAGAGUUACUCCAGCAUUUUGUGUCUCGCAAAGAGGAUUCCAUAGAUUCAACCAUUGGGAAGUUAAGGGCUUGUCCCACUUUCAUGACCAAAUUCACGACCUUUUUUACUCGUGGACAUUUUUCAUCAGGCUAGCAGAAAAACGCCCCGGCCUACUUGAUGCCACGAGUACCUACGACUAGCUACGACCUACCUACCGACCUCCUACGACCUCGAGACAACCAUGCUGCGAGUAUGAGUCUAGGGCAAACUCGGCAGAGGUCGUGAAAGUGGGACAGGCCCUUCACACUGCUUCCCACGACUCUUCCACGAUAUGCAAAACAAGAAAUGCCAUCUCCUCAUCACGACCUCCACAACUGCCGGGGGGUUAGAUUGGUAUUUGAUUCAAAAGGAAUAUUUAUUUUCUCCAGAGAUGGUGCCUGACCCACUGAGUUACUCCGGCAUUUUGUGUCUAUCUUCGGUUUAAACCAGCAUCUGCAGUUCCUUCCGACACAUUCAGAAGCAAAUUUAAAGUCACAGGGGAGGUAUAAGGGUGUGAAGAGACAAAGAUAGUUCCCUUUUUUGACUGAAGCAUUAAGAAUAGGGAGGUCAUGCUUGAUCUGUAUGAAACAAUGUUUAGGUCAGAGCCACUACAUUGAAUUGGUGGAUUCCAUGUGGUGAAGGUAUUGCCAUUGUCAUAUUGCCACUGCCACAGCAGACUGCCAUAUGCUGAGAGAAUGGAGCAGCUGGGCUUGUACACUCUGGAGUUUAGAAGGAUGAGCGGGGAUCUUAUUGAAACAUAUAAGAUUGUUAAGGUUUUGGACACGCUGGAGGCAGGAAACAUGUUCCCGGUGUUGGGGGAGUCCAGAACCAGGGGCCACACACACAGUUUAAGAAUAAGGAGUAAGCCAUUUAGAACGGAGACGAGGAAACACUUUUUCUCACAGAAAGUGGUGAGUCUGUGGAAUUCUCUGCCUCAGGUUCUCUGGAUUCUUGGUUCUUGGUUCUUGGUCCUCCAAAAUAUUCCAAAUGGAAUUUAAACUGGAUGCUUUCAAGAGAGAGCUAGACAGGGCUCUUAAUUAUAGUGGAGUCAGGGGAUAUGGGGAGAAGGCAGGAACGGGGUACUGAUUGGGGAUGAUCACCCAUAAUCACAUUGAAUGGCGGUGCUGGCUCGAAGGGCUGAUUGGUCUACUCCUGCACCUAUUGUCUAUUGUCUAUUGUCACUUGGAGUAGUGAAUUCCAGGUUUCAGACCUGGCUAUGAUGAAGGAAGAGAAAUGAAACUAGAUGUUGGAUCUGGAUUUUAAAAAAAACAGAAUAACUCAGCGGGUCUUGCAGCAACUGUGGAGGCAGAGGAUUCAUGUCCAUGUUUCGGGUUGGGACCCAAGAUCAGGACCGAAGGACUAUUUUGUAACUUUGUCUGUGCCCUUUAGGUGGCGACCCUUUGCAUACCCUGGGUGUACAAAACAACGAAUAUCACUGUGACUCGUCACAUGUGACAAUAAUGUAUCAUUCAUUCUCUCUGAAGCCGAAGGAAUCUAUUUAUUUCCAGAUAAGAGUAGAAAGGUUGAAUGUAAUUGGCAAUACAAGCAGCAUUAAAGAAUGUAUAUUUAAGGUAAUCGGCAGCAAGAUCAGAAGGAAGUUACAAGUAGUUUUUCAUCCAGAAUAUAGUAGGGUUCUAACACUAGAUGCCAGAGAGCGGGGACCAAAAUCACUCUUGUAUACAAUAGACAAUAGGUACAGGAGUAGGCCAUUCAGCCCUUCGAGCCAGCACCGCCAUUCAAUGUGAUCAUGGCUGAUUAUCCCCAAUCAGUACCCUGUUCCUGCCUUUUCCCCAUAUCCCCUGACUCCGCUAUUUUUACGAACCCUAUCUAGCUCUCUCUUGAAAGCAUCCAGAGAAUCGGCCUCCACCGCCCUCUGAGGCAGAGAAUUCCACAGUAUAAUAACCACCUGAAAGAGUACUUAGCGUUUGGUCACUAAGUCAAAAGCUGGGAUGUGGGAAUAGUCCCCAUAAUUUCUCAGUUGGCACAGUGGACCAAUUGGCCACAUUCUGCCCCGUAAAUUUAUUUCUUGAACCAUGAGUCUUAAAAAUUAUUUUAAAGGAAUGAAAGAGUUAUUAGACUUGUUUUCAAAAGAGCUUCAAUUAUUAGGGUCUUGACCCGAAACGUCACCUACUCCCUUCCUCCAUAGAUGCUGCCUCACCCGCUGAGUUUCUCCAGCAUUUUUUGUCUACUUUCGAUUUUUCCAGCUGUUUUUGCAGUUCCCUUCUUAGUCAAUUAUUAUUAUGAUCUGCGAUACUUCAUUGGGUCUGCAGAGGAAGGGACUGCGGAUGCUGGUUUACGUCGAAGAGAGACACAAAAUGCUGGAGUAACUCAGUGUGACUGGCAGCAUCUCUGGAGCGAAUGAAUGGAUGACAUUUCUUCAGACUCCAAUCACUAACACCUUUGCUCUCCAACAAUAAAUUAAAUCUCCUGUGUCAAUGAUCAGAGAAGAAAUUGGCUGAUAAUUUAGAAAUGUCUCUCUGCGGGUAAAUAAGUGGAUGGCUCCUUCCUGACUGGAGUCUCUCAAUGGUAAAUCUGACAGCAUCUUCUGGUCAUCUUCAGGACUGCAGUGCCUUUGUAGCUAAGUACCUGGUCCUUGUGACCAAGUUCAACAGGCUUUAUCUUAUCUUGAUCUUAUAGAGGUGUAUAAAAUCAAUGAUGAGAGGAAUACAUCGGGUAGAUGCACAAAGUCUCUAGCCCAGAGUAGGGGAAUCAAGGACCAGGGGAAAUAGGUUUAAGGUGAGGGGAGGAAAGAUUUAAAUAGGAACCUGAAGGGUAACUGUUUCACACAAAGGGUGGUGGGUGUAUGGAACGAUGAGGUAGUUGAGGCAGGGACUAUCGCAAUGUUUAAGAAACAAUUAGACAGGUACAAGGAUAGGACAGGUUUAGAGGGAUAUGGGCCAAACGCAGGCAGGUGGACUAGUAUAACUGGGACAUGUUGGCUGGCGUAGGCAAGUUUGGGCAGAUGGGUCUGUUUCCACACUGUAUCUCUCUAUGGCUUUCUUCGGUCUCCCAAGUAUCUCCUGUAUCCUCUAGUUUGAAUAUCUCAUUUGCCCACCCCAAACCCUUAGCUGCGGACUGCAAAUUCCUGCUUGUCAAAGCUUUCACCGAGCAUUAAGUGUUCAAUAACUUAGCACAUAACAUAUUAUCUUAUGUGUCAGCUUCACAUAUCACAGAACUACAAAUAAAUUGACCUUGUGUAGUCUGGUCUCAUAUAGUCUGGCCCAAAUGUGUUGAGAUUUCGAGAGCAAAGGAACUUUUUCACCUUGGCAUUUCAAACAGAUACAUUCUGUUGUGUAUGAUACGCAAUGAGCAUCCUUCCACUGUCACAGAAAUAUUUAGAGUUCGACAAUAAUCCACUGUACUAUUUUCUCAAUGCUUUUGUGCUUUUGGAAACUUAUUUUCAAAUGAAGAAUACUUAUCAAAUGUGUAUAUGCAACUGUACAGGCAAUCUAUUGGUGUGACCAUUCCUUGAAACUUGAUUUGUGAAUUAUAGGAUGACUGUGUAUUGAUUGUAUAUAUAUAUCUAUAUUUCUAUAAUCAAAGAAAUAAACAUUAAAAUAGAAUUUAAAAAACAAAUCAGUUCAUCGUCAGAUUCUGCCUGGAUUUGGUACUCACUUCAUGAAUUAAGGAAUUAACCACGUAUUUAUAUUUGAGAACAGUUUAACAUCUGAGAGAGCUUUAAGGGGAGUUGGUGUACGAUCCUGAGCAUUUUAGGCUCUUAAAGGAGCAUUAUUGUCAAGUCAAUAUCAGAAGCUAGUUGGGUUAGUUUGCUUUAGGGUUAGUAAGGGCAUCAGAGGUCACGGAGAGAAGGAAGGAGAAUAGGGUUGAGGGAGAAAUAGAUAAAUGUACAGAGUCUUUUACCCAGAGUCAGGGAAUCAAGAAACAGAGGACAUACCAUAUAACAAUUACAGCACGGAAACAGGCCAUCUCGGCCCUACAAGUCCGUGCCGAACAACUUUUUUCCCUUACUCCCACCUGCCUGCACUCAUACCAUAACCCUCCAUUCCCUUCUCAUCCAUAUGUCUAUCCAAUUUAUUUUUAAAUGAUACCAACGAACCUGCCUCCACCACUUCCACUGGAAGCUCAUUCCACACCGCCACCACUCUCUGAGUAAAGAAGUUCCCCCUCAUAUUACCCCUAAACUUCUGUCCCUUAAUUCUGAAGUCAUGUCCUCUUGUUUGAAUCUUCCCUAUUCUCAAAGGGAAAAGCUUGUCCACGUCAACUCUGUCUAUCCCUCUCAUCAUUUUAAAGACCUCUAUCAAGUCCCCCCUUAACCUUCUGCGCUCCAGAGAAUAAAGACCUAACUUAUUCAACCUAUCUCUGUAACUUAGUUGCAGUAACAAAAGGUUUAAGGUGAGGAGGGGGGGGGGGGGAGAUUUCAUAGGAACUUGAGGGGCAACUUUUUUACACAAAGGGUGCUAACUAUAUGGAACGUGCUGCUGGAGGAGGUAGUUGAGGCAGGUAUUAUCACAAUGUUUAAAAAGCGUUCGGACAGGUACAUGAAUACGAUAGGUUCGAUGUGAAAAAUAUCCAUUGAAGGCCUCCACAACCUUCUGUGGAAAUUAAUUCCACAGAUUCACCAACGUCUGACUAAAGAAAUUCCUCCUCAUCUCCUUCCUAAAGGAACAUCCUGUAAAUCUGAGGCUGUGACCUCUAGUCCUAGACUCUCCCACUAGUGGAAACAUCCUCUCCACAUCUACUCUAUCCAGGCCUUUAACUAUUCAAUAAUGUCCCCCCCUAAUCUUUCUAAACUCCAGCGAGUACGGGCCCAGUGACGUCAAAUGCUCAACGUAACUUAACCGACUCGUUCCUGCGAUCACUCUGGUAAAUGUCCUUUGGACUCUCUCCAGUGCUAGCAAAUCCUUCCUCAGAUACGGGGCCCACAAUUGUUCACAGUACUCCAUAUGCAGACUGAUCAGCGCCUAACAAAGCCUCAGCAUUACGACCCCCCGUUUUAUAUUCUAGGCUUAUCGUAUUAAAUGCUAACAUUGCAUUUGCCUUCCUUACCAAAGAUACUAGAGCUCCGAUCUAGUAUCUUUGUUCCUUACUACCGAUUCGACUUGCAAAUUAACAUUUUGGGACUCCAAAGUGCCUAUGCACCCCCAUGAUAGGUGCCGUUUCAGGUAGGGAGCCUUCUUCAAACUGAUCUGGGUUGAAAUUAGUUACAGCAGUGACUGGUCCAUCCUCACUUACGAGAUAGAAUGUUCAACAUAGAGAGUUCCAACCACGGAACCCUUCACCCUGCUCCCCACCAAAGUGGGUAAGGCAAUAGAAGGGAUUGACUGAGCAACUGUACUAACUUUCCUCAUGGAACAAAGUACAUUCUACUGCUGCAUGCUUAUUGAAAUUUGAGGAGCAUCCCCAUCCACACAUCCCACCAUCGGAUAAGAUGAAUUUAACCAUGAAUUCUUGAAACCAUCUACGCCUGAAAAAGGGUCUCGACCCAAAACGUCACCUAUUCCUUUUGUUUAGAGAUGCUGACCGACCCGCUGAGUUACUCCCCCUUUUGUGUCUAUCUCCUGUUUAAACCAGCACCUGCAGUUCCGUCCUACACAUACUGCCGAUUUGCUAUGGAACUUCCUUUUAAGUAGAAAAUAUAAAAUGGGCAAAUGUAUUAAAUGGGUGCCCUGGUUUCAAUAGAGAAUAGUUCCAGAUUCUCCCGACAACUGGAAGCUGUCUCAAUCUGAUGUCCGAUGUAUUCAAGAGAGAGUUAGAUAUAGCUUUUAGGGCUAACGGAAUCUAGGAUAUAGGGAGAAAGCAGGAACGGGGUACUGAUUUUGAAUGAUCAGCCAUGAUCAUAUUGGAUGGUGGUGCUGGCUCGAAGGGCUGAAUGGCCGACUUCUGCACUAAUUGUCUAUGUUUCUAUGUCUGUCCUCAGGAUUCCAUGUACAACCAAGUAUACCAUAACUUGUCUAAACUCCAUUGGAAGUAUACUUGGCCUGUUCAACGUUUUGUAAAUCACGGGGAUUUAUACCGAUACAGAACCUGCCAUCAACUAACAAAACUGACACAAAGUGCUAGAGUAACUCAGCGGGUCAGGCAGCAUCCCUGGAGAACAUGGCGGGGUGAUGUAUCGGGUCGGGACCCUUCUUCAGUCACUCCAGAACUUUGUGCCCUAUUCUUGAAAACCAGCACUUGCAGUUCUUAGUGUCUGCCAUCACCCCAUAGAUGCUGCUGCACCCGCUGAGUUUCUCCAGCAUUUUUGUCUAACUUCGAUUUUCCAGCAUCUGCAGUUCCUUCUUAAACACAGGUGUGAUGUUAGAUUUGGGAGAACAUCUCCGAUGACCUCUCUUGGACCCACAAUACCUCAACUCUGAUCAAGAAGGCUCACCAGCGUCUCUUCUUCCUGAGGAGACUGAAGAAGGUCCAUCUGUCUCCUCAGAUCCUGGUGAACUUCUACCGCUGCACCAUCGAGAGCAUCCUUACCAACUGCAUCACAGUAUGGUAUGGCAACUGCUCUGUCUCCGACCGGAAGGCAUUGCAGAGGGUGGUGAAAAUUGCCCAACGCAUCACCGGUUCCUCGCUCCCCUCCAUUGAGUCUGUCCAAAGCAAGCGCUGUCUGCGGAGGGCGCUCAGCAUCGCCAAGGACUGCUCUCACCCCAACCAUGGACUGUUUACCCUCCUACCAUCCGGGAGGCGCUACAGGUCUCUCCGUUGCCGAACCAGCAGGUCGAGGAACAGCUUCUUCCCGGCGGCUGUCACUCUACUCAACAACGUACCUCGGUGACUGCCAAUCACCACCCCCCCCGGACACUUAUUAUUAUUUAUUCAAAUCAUUUGCUCUUCCAGGGAGAUGCUAAAUGCAUUUCGUUGUCU
Molecule: messenger RNA, 11782 nt
Organism: Leucoraja erinaceus (little skate)
Lineage: Eukaryota; Metazoa; Chordata; Chondrichthyes; Rajiformes; Rajidae
Product: tumor necrosis factor ligand superfamily member 13B-like
Exons: 1
Coding region: 3235-4203 (322 amino acids)
Biological process (GO): immune response
Cellular component (GO): membrane
Molecular function (GO): receptor ligand activity; tumor necrosis factor receptor binding
Source: RefSeq, a predicted model, not a curated record